This is a messenger RNA of Dioscorea cayenensis subsp. rotundata (Guinea yam), 2822 nucleotides long. Its product is annotated as probable acyl-CoA dehydrogenase IBR3. The transcript has 16 exons. Bases 36 to 2540 code for a protein of 834 amino acids. Gene Ontology annotation, molecular function: oxidoreductase activity, acting on the CH-CH group of donors; flavin adenine dinucleotide binding. The record is from RefSeq and is a predicted model, not a curated record. Lineage: Eukaryota; Viridiplantae; Streptophyta; Magnoliopsida; Dioscoreales; Dioscoreaceae.
UUGGUUCUUCUCUCUAGAGUUUGGUUUCGUCUCCAAUGGCGAUCCUCACCUCCGAUCUCCUCUCCAAAGUCCAAGCAACGCAUCAAUUCGAGGAGGAAAGGCUUCUAGGCUUCGUGCGAGCCAAUGUCUCUGGCUUCCCCCAAUCGUUGGCGAAGUUCUCUGUCUUACAGUUCGGGCAUGGCCAAUCGAACCCCACCUUCCUCCUCGAAGCCUAUUUCGGUGAAUCUGGGGCGGAGGUGAAGAGGUAUGUGCUCAGGAAGAAGCCCCCCGGUGUGCUUCUUGAGUCUGCCCACGCUGUGGAGAGGGAGUUCAUGGUUCUUAAAGCGUUAGGUGCUUGUAGUGAUGUUCCUGUUCCUAGGGUUUUUUGUCUCUGUUCCGAUCCUAGUGUUAUUGGGACGGCGUUCUACAUCAUGGAGUUUUUGGAAGGGCGGAUAUUUUUGGAUAACAAGCUGCCGGGACUGGCUCCUGAGAGGAGAAGGGCUGUAUAUCAAGCAACUGCUCAAACUCUGGCCGCUUUGCACAGAGUUGAUGUUGACUCCAUUGGGUUGCAAAGUUUUGGUAGGAGGGACAACUAUUGCAAGAGACAGGUACAAAGAUGGGAGAGACAGUAUCUUGCCUCAACAGGUGAGGGGAAACCCAGUCGCAAUCCUAAGAUGUUAGAGUUAGCUGACUGGUUGAAGAAGAACAUCCCUCUUGGAGACUCUUCUGGAUCAUCAGGCACUGGUCUUGUUCAUGGUGAUUAUCGGAUUGAUAAUUUGGUCUUCCAUCCUGUCAAGGAUCAAGUGAUCGGUAUCCUUGAUUGGGAGUUGUCUACUUUAGGGAAUCAAAUGUCUGAUGUGGCAUACAGCACCUUGCACUUCUUUGUCGAUUAUAUGCUGGCCACCUCUGAGUCACGGGGAGGACUAGAAACAAUGAUGAUAGAAGGCAUUCCUUCAGUAGCAGAAUAUCUGGCCGACUACUGCUCUGCAGCUCAAAAGCCUUGGCCAGCUGCAGACUGGAAGUUCUAUGUAGCCUUUUCACUGUUCCGUGCUGCAUCUAUCUAUGCAGGAGUCUAUCACAGAUGGGCUAUGGGCAAUGCUUCUGGCGGACAGCGUGCACAAUCUGCUGGAAAACUAACUCAUGUUUUGAUUGAUUCUGCCUGGGAUUAUAUCAACCGGAAGUUUGUGCUUCCUAAUCAACCUCCUCUUCGUCCCGUAACUACAAAAUCUUCUGAGAUGCAAUAUCCUAAUGGGUUGGAAAAUAUAUACUCCACAAAAGAACAGGGAAGAUUUGUUCCUAAUGAAAAGGUUUUGAUAUUGAAAAAUAAAUUAUUGAAAUUCAUGGAAGAUCAUAUAUACCCAUUGGAGAAUGAAUUUUAUAAACUUGCACAAUCAAGUGCUCGUUGGACUAUCCAUCCAGAAGAAGAGAGACUGAAAGAAUUAGCUAAGCAAGAAGGCCUUUGGAACUUGUGGAUUCCUCUAGAUAGUGCUGCUAGAGCAAGAAAGCUUCUUUUUGAUGGGAACAGUUAUCUAAAUCAAGAAAAUUGGAGCAAUAACCUACUGGGUGCUGGCCUAUCAAACCUUGAAUAUGGAUAUUUGUGUGAGAUCAUGGGGAGGUCAGUUUGGGCACCUCAAAUUUUCAAUUGUGGUGCACCAGACACUGGCAAUAUGGAGGUUCUAUUGAGGUAUGGAACUAAGGAACAAAUGAAAGAAUGGCUUGUUCCUUUAUUAGAAGGAAAAAUAAGGUCUGGUUUUGCAAUGACUGAGCCCAAGGUUGCAUCAUCUGAUGCAACCAACAUCGAAUGUGCAAUUUCAAGGGUGGGAGAUUCUUAUGUCAUAAAUGGCCGGAAGUGGUGGACAAGUGGUGCAAUGGAUCCUCGAUGCAAAAUUCUUAUUGUGAUGGGGAAAACAGAUUUUACUGCAUCCACUCAUAAACAACAGUCUAUGGUCUUGGUGGACAUCAAUACUCCUGGGGUGCAGAUAAUCAGACCAUUGCAAGUAUUUGGUUUUGAUGAUGCUCCUCAUGGACAUGCAGAAGUAUGCUUUGAAAACGUCAAGGUACCAAUAGACAAUAUCCUUCUUGGAGAAGGCCGGGGAUUUGAAAUAGCUCAGGGUAGGCUUGGGCCUGGGAGAUUACAUCAUUGCAUGAGACUGAUUGGUGCAGCGGAACGUGGUAUGCAUAUGAUGGUACAGAGGGCUCUUAAGAGGAAAGUUUUUGGGAAAUUCAUUGCUGAACAAGGCUCAUUUCUGUCUGACCUUGCUAAGUGCCGAGUAGAACUGGAGAAAACAAGGCUUUUAGUUCUUGAGGCGGCCGAUCAGCUUGAUAGGCUUGGAAACAAGAGAGCUCGCGGAACCAUUGCCAUGGCCAAGGUCGCGGCGCCAAACAUGGCACUGGCAGUGCUUGACAUGGCAAUGCAAGUUCACGGCGCUGCCGGUCUUUCAUCAGACAUUGUUUUAUCUCACCUGUGGGCAGCUGCAAGAACAUUAAGGAUCGCAGACGGUCCCGAUGAAGUACAUUUAGGUACCAUUGCGAAGCUUGAACUUCGAAGGGCAAGACUAUGAACGACAUUUGGCUGAAAUCGGCUACUUAAUUUAUCGAAGGCCUUCGUCUUCAUUGUAAACAACAGAAGAGAAAAUAACAGAGAUUGACAAUAAAGUUUAGGAAUACACACAGAAUGAGUACAGAAUAAAUUAUCUGUACAGGUGUAUUGGGAAUUUAUCCGGAAUUAGUUGGUCCCUCUUAAACAUUGUAUUAAGAUAAAGGAUACAAUUUAUGGUUUCUUUACUUGUGUUAAUUGUUAAAUACUAUUACUGUUUCAAUGUUUAUAUUUUGUUUUGGUUUAA